This is a messenger RNA of Vitis riparia (riverbank grape), 4092 nucleotides long. RefSeq names its product protein LONGIFOLIA 1-like. Bases 755 to 3895 code for a protein of 1046 amino acids. The transcript has 5 exons. Gene Ontology annotation, biological process: regulation of monopolar cell growth. Lineage: Eukaryota; Viridiplantae; Streptophyta; Magnoliopsida; Vitales; Vitaceae. The record is from RefSeq and is a predicted model, not a curated record.
CCCUACAUCCUCUAUCAUCUUUAGCCUCUAGCGGCCUGCCCUUGAGAGAGCCAAAGGACAAACCAUAAACUUCUAUCUUUUGUUCAGUGAGGAAACCUCCCCCCCACCCCCCCAAAAAAAAGAAAAAGAAAAACAUCUCUUCUUGGGCAUGCAGAAUUUCCCUCCAGUUUGGGUUGAUAAUUUGCUUUGAAGCAUGGAGGGUGGGCACUGUUGGUGACUGUUGAGAGUAUUGGGUCCCCCAAUUCCAUUUCUUUACCUUUUUGUUCCUUUUGGUUUUCACAGAAGAUAUUGUCUGCCUCGUUCUCUGAAUCCCAAGAGAUGGCUCACCUUAUUGUUUCUUCAAUGCUCAUGGGAGGAGAAAUCAUUUGGGGUUCUCUCUAAAUCCCUUCUCUCAUUCUCUUUGUUAUUCAGACAUACAGUUUUGUGAAGGAGAUUUAUAUUAGCUGUCUGUCAGUCACAGUUGCAUUGAGAAUUAAAAGUUUCUGAAGAAGAGGCCUGACUGCAGGUGCUUCUGGCCUGUUAUGAGCCGGAAAAGUAAUGCCUUACUUGGUUAGUCUUCUUGUUGCAAUUACUGAUAAAUGAUAACUGCAUUAUAGUACCUUCUGAUCCUGAAUCCCGAUCACUCUUCUGGGUCACCUACAAUUCUCUAUACUUGCUCUUCAAACCUCUGGAAGAUGGAGAAAGAUAAAGAAAACUGAGAGGACUUAGAUUCCUUGUUUUCUUGUGGUAUUGAAGACGAGAGAAGCCGGUGGAUAUGUCUUCAAAGCUUCUACAUACCUUGUCAGACGAAAACCCAGAUCUGCAGAAGCAGAUUGGGUGCAUGAAUGGAAUCUUCCAGCUCUUUGACCGCCACCAUUUCCUCGGCGGCCGACGCAUCAAUGGCCACACCCACAAGAGGCUUCCUCCAGGGCAAGGAAUGGAGCCAAACAAUGCACCACAUAAAGCUAAAUUGCAGGAGAAAAAUCCUAAGAAAUUUGUGAAAGAGAAGCAGAGAAUCUCGACUGAAUCGUCCAGGACAUCCUUUUCAUCUUCCUCCUGUUCGUCAACCUUCUCGUCUGUUGAUUGUAAUAGAACAGCUCAAACAGAACCCUUAUCCCUCAGCCACACCGGUUUCCCCAACACCCCUUCGCGAGACUUGCCCAUGACCCAGCCAGAUGCUUCUCCUCGGUUGGGCAGGCAAUCGCUUGAUCUCCGAGACAUUGUAAAGGACUCAAUCUACAGAGAGGCCUGUGGGUUAUCAGUUAAAACUGCAAGGAAGAAGGAGGCAGUGAGCCAUGCUGUCAAGCACAUUGAUUCUCCCAGGCCUAUGCAGCUGUCCAAGGAGCCAAUUAAAGUUCCUGUUCUUGAUGAAUCACUUAGAACUUUUGGCAAGCUUCGUGGACCACCCAGGAACUCCAAUGAAAGAAAGGAUGGUUCCCUGGUUUUGACACCAAGGGAUGCUCCCCGGUUCUCUUACGAUGGAAGGGAAUCACGAGACACAUUCAAAUCCGCUAUAAAGCUCAAAGACUUCCCGAGGCUAUCACUGGACAGUAGAGAGAGUUCCAUGAGGGGUUCUGCCUCUGAACUAAAAUCAAAUUAUCUGUUGAGGGAUUUGCAGAAGGGAAAUGGUAACUCCAGCAAAAUGCUGAGCCCACAGCAAGAACCAGGAAGCAAUAAAAGGCCAUCUAGCGUUGUAGCAAAGUUGAUGGGGCUAGAUGCUUUCCCAGAUUCUUCUAUGUCAAUCAAUGAUGGCCAGAUGGAAGCCUGCCCAGAUGGAGACACUAACCCCUUCUCAAGAUCAUCAAAAGCAGCUGGAGAAAGCAAGCAGCAUCGAAUUUCUGGAUCCCCAAGGAAUUCCCACAAGGACCCGGUUUCACCUCGGUUGAGAAAUGCUGGUUCAGUUAUGAAGCCCACCUCAACUUCAAGGUUUCCCAUAGAACCAGCUCCAUGGAAGCAACUGGAUGGAAGUCAAGGCCCUCAAAAACCAACCUUCAAGCAUCGAGAAGCUGCCACAAAGACCCUGAAUUCCACCCCUUCAAUCUAUGGUGAAAUUGAGAAAAGAUUGACUGAACUCGAGUUCAAAAAAUCUGGUAAGGAUCUCAGAGCUCUUAAACGAAUACUUGAAGCAAUGCAGAAGACUAAAGAGACGAUAGAGGCCAAAAAAGAUCAUAAUUCAAAUUCUGUGUCUCAAACAAGCAACAGUUUGGGUUGCAGCAGUCCUGUUCGGAGUUCAAAAGUAGCAAAUUCUCGCAACUUACAAAGUAACAGUCCAAUGUCUGCCACAAUCAGAGGGACUAGCUCUCCAACUAGCUUUAAAUCUCCAAUUGUGAUCAUGAAACCAGCCAAACUUAUUGAGAAAUCCCAUAACCUGGCUUCCUCCGCAAUCCCCAUUGAUGGUUUAUCAGGUCUUCCAAGACUCCAAACUGGUGACUUAGUAGGUAGCAGAAAGGAUUCAGUUGACAAGCAAACAGCUAAAGAUCUGACCCCAAGAAACAAGCAUCUUAGAGAGCCUUCAAGCCAACCCUCUCGUUUACUGGAUAAGAGCUCCGCUGACAGAAGUUCAAGAUUGACAAAGACUUCAAAAGUUCAUCAAAAAAUUACUGAAGAAAACACAAGCAGCUCAGGAAGGAACUCUGGAGCUGUGAGCCCUAGACUGCAACAGAAGAAGCUCGAGUUGGACAAGCAAUCUCGUUCUACAACUCCAUCACCGGAGUCCAGCAGGGUCAGGAGGCAAUCCAGUAGGCAACUGACAGAACCAAGCUCUCCUGCUAGAAAACUCAGACAAAGAGCUCCCAAUUUGCUGCAAAGUGAUGACCAAUUGAGUGAAAUCAGUGGUGACUCUAGAAAUUUGAGUUACCAAGGUGAUGCAAAUUCUAUACAAUCAGAAAGCAACAUUAGCUUGGUCUCACAGAUUGAUAUAGAAGUCACAAGCAUUGAUAGAUCUGGUGGGAUAAAUAGCAUCUCCUUCCAGCAUGGUGGCCAGAAGCAUAAAAAUGGAGAUGGUACAAUGACAAAAUUCGCAACAGCUACACAAGAACAACCAAGUCCUGUCUCUGUUCUGGAUGCUGCAUUCUACAAAGAUGACUUGCCAUCUCCAGUGAAGAAGAUAUCAAACGCUUUCAAAGAUGAUGAAACUCUGAAUUAUGAUGAGAUGGAGUGGGCUACAGUGGGCCUAAACCAUUUAUAUGACAGCUCAAGACCAAGCCUAAGCUCUGACAUCAAUCACAAGAAGUUGGAAAACAUAGAAAACUUGGUUCAGAGGAUUAGGGAACUAAACUCCACUCACAAUGAAUUCAGUGUGGAUCUCAUUGCAUCUCUCUGCGACAAGACAAAUCCAGAUCACAGAUACAUUUCUGAGAUACUGUUAGCAUCAGGUCUCCUCAGAGAUUGCUCUGGCUUGAUGAUCACUAAGCUCCACCAAUCCAGCCAUCCCAUCAACCCCAAACUAUUUCUUGUCCUGGAACAAAACAGGGAUGUUGCCAACAUUUUAAAUGAUAAGUACAGCAGCCAAAACACUGCCCAGUCAAAACUCCAAAGAAAACUCAUAUUUGAUGUAGUCAAUGAAAUCCUAUUUCAGAAAUUAGCUUUCACAGGUUCUUCCGAGCCUUGUUUCUUACCAAAUAAGAUAGUUAGGAGAAGCCAGAAUGGACAGGAGCUCCUGAGGGAAUUAUGUUCAGAGAUAGAUCAGCUCCAAGGUAACAACUCAGACUGCAGCUUAGAGAACGAAGUCUCAUGGGAAGAUAUCAUGCAUCGCUCAGCCAACCGGGCAGACUUUCAUGGCGAGGUUUCAGGGAUAGCAUUAGAUGUUGAGCGCUUAAUCUUUAAAGACUUGAUUGGCGAGGUUCUGAAUGGCGAGGCAGCUCUAUCACGAGCCCGGCCUAGAGGGCAUCAUUACAGGCAACUGUUUCCUAAGUAAUUUGCAGUCUUUCCCUUCUUAAUUUCUCUAUGUAUUUCUUUUCCUUUCUUUUUCUUAUUUUUAUUUUUUGUGUAAAAGCAUAACCACUCAUGACAACUGCAGCUCUUUACUAGCCUGCAAAAAAAGCCUAAUGUAGAUGUCUAUAAGAUACAUGUUCACUACAGUCAAUAUACAUAAGAGUGCUUUUAGCCCUUUUA